Leucoraja erinaceus (little skate) is the source of this 10639-nucleotide messenger RNA. Its product is annotated as collagen alpha-1(VII) chain-like. Lineage: Eukaryota; Metazoa; Chordata; Chondrichthyes; Rajiformes; Rajidae. The transcript is spliced from 79 exons. The record is from RefSeq and is a predicted model, not a curated record. Bases 1 to 4152 code for a protein of 1383 amino acids.
AUGUCGUUGAGGCAGGGUGACAGAGGGCUGCCAGGUGAAUCUGGUCCACCAGGAUUCCGGGGAGAGAGAGGGACUGCUGGAUCAGCUGGCCUUAAGGGAGAUCGAGGACAAAUCGGACCACCUGGUGUGCCUGGAUCAGUGGGUUUGCCAGGUCCCAGUGGUCAAAGAGGUGAAAAGGGAAAUGAUGGACAAAGAGGAGAACCAGGACAGACUAUCUCUGGACCAUCAGGACGUAAAGGUGAUCGGGGUGAACAAGGACCCGCAGGAAUUCAGGGGGAAAAAGGAUUGAAGGGACAGAAGUCAGACAAGGGUGAAAAGGGUGAAACCGGAUUUGGUAUCCCUGGGCAACCAGGACCCAAGGGUGAUCCAGGCGAUAGAGGUAACAUUGGACUUUCCGGCAGACCUGGAGAAAAGGGGGAUCCUGGAGGACGAGGGGCGAAUGGGGAGCCUGGAAAAACAGGACCAGCUGGAUUGAUCGGACCUCGGGGGAAAGAGGGUGAAAAGGGAAACAAAGGAGAGGACGGAACACCGGGAGAGAGUGGACUGCCAGGUCGCAAUGGAGAGAGAGGACCUCGAGGUUUCUCGGGAUCUGAUGGCAGACUUGGAGAAAAGGGGAGCGGUGGAGAGCCGGGACAACCUGGGAGAGAUGGGAUCAGAGGCCCUGCCGGCUCGAAAGGAGACCAAGGCGAGAAGGGAUCAAUAGGGCAUACGGGGCUUCCGGGACCUCCAGGAAAAUUGAUCGAUACUGAAACUGGAGUGGCUGGUAGUAAAGGAGACAAGGGAGACGCUGGCAAACCUGGUGAGUCCGGGUCAAGAGGACUACGAGGAGAACCUGGUGUGUCAGGCCUAGCUGGUGAUCGAGGUUCAGAAGGUCAACGAGGUCUCCCAGGACCACAGGGAGAUCAAGGUCAAAGAGGAUUCCCAGGAGAAAAGGGAGAUAGAGGACCACCUGGACAGGAUGGCAGGAAUGGAAUUGACGGGAAGAACGGUCUCCCAGGAUCUUCUGGACUAAGGGGUGACCCAGGGAAACAAGGAGAACCUGGCAGAGAUGGGUUGUCCGGCCCAAGAGGCGAGUUAGGACCAUCGGGACCAGCAGGACCUCAGGGCCCACCAGGACAUCCAGGCAAACCAGGAAAUGAUGGGAAACCUGGAGUUCCUGGGAAGAGUGGAGAAGACGGGACUCCAGGAGAGGAUGGAAGGAAGGGUGAUAAAGGUGACCAAGGAGAAACUCCAAGAAAUGGACGAGAUGGGGCCAAAGGUGAGCGUGGAGAUCCUGGGCUGCAAGGAAUUAUCGGACUUAACGGAUUGCCGGGUGUAAUUGGACUUCCAGGACCCCCUGGGCAGGGAUCUGAACCAUCCAUACCAAUACCAGGACCACAAGGGCUUCCAGGAACACCGGGAAUUCCAGGCAUCCCUGGAGCUGCAGGCGUACACGGCGAGAAAGGAGACAUGGGGCCCAAAGGUCAGAAAGGUUUUGAUGGAAAUCAUGGUGUCCCGGGAACAUCUGCUAAUGUGGAACAAGCUUUGUUGAAAUUUGGUAUAAAGAUUUCGACACUGCAGGAAUUGGAGGAGAAUCGUGGUACGACUGUUCAGGGACUGCGAGGGGAGAAGGGACAUAUGGGGGAGAAAGGAGACACGGGCAAUCGAGGCGUGAAAGGAGACGAGGGAUACAUCGGGAUUCCGGGAGAAAGAGGAUUCAAAGGAGACAAAGGAAGCCAAGGUGUUCCUGGACUUGAGGGGGCACCAGGCCGUGCAGUGUUUGAACGAGGCCCACAGGGUCCUCCAGGACAGUCCGGUGAACCGGGAAAGCCAGGACUCCAUGGAUUACCAGGCCAGACUGGAGAGAAGGGGAUUCCAGCAGAGCCCGGAGAGAAGGGUAAUAGAGGGGAUAAAGGUGAUCGAGGCGAUUCAGGGCGAGAUGGUCAACCUGGCCCAAGAGGUCCUCCUGGUCCCAGGGGUGACAAGCCAGAAGGACCUGACUUUGGACAAACUGGAGAAAGAGGACUUCCAGGACCACAGGGAAUAAAGGGCGACCAUGGACCAACAGGACCAGUUGGACCCAAAGGAGAUAAGGGUGAUGCUGGAGCCAAAGGAGACCGAGGUGAAAGGGGUGAAGCUGCCGAGAAGGGCAGGGAUGGUCUUCCGGGGAAUCCAGGGGAAGAGGGUCUUCCAGGAAUAGAAGGGAAACCAGGACUGCCAGGCUUCCCUGGAGUACUUGGCCGCCCGGGAAACCAAGGAGACUCUGGACCACCAGGCCAACAGGGCACAACAGGACCACAAGGCCCAGCGGGUGUGCCCGGAGUGAAGGGUAUCCAAGGUGACCAGGGUUUGAGUAUUCAGGGGCCGCCUGGUCCUCCUGGUAACAUGGGACUUCCUGGAAACUCUGGUGCUCCCGGAGCUAUGGGUUCUCAAGGAGCCCCAGGCCUGGCAGGCCAAGUGGGAGAACCAGGGAAGCCUGGAAUACCAGGGAGGGAUGGAGUUCCAGGAAAAGAUGGAGAGAAAGGAGUUCAUGGGACGAUGGGCAUUCAGGGAUUCCAGGGUCCCAUGGGACCCAAGGGAGAACCAGGAGUAUUCGGACUCCCUGGAGAGUCCAUAAUUGGAAAACCUGGAGCUCCCGGACCUAAAGGAGAAAAGGGAACACCUGGAGAUAUGGCGCCUGAAACCUCUGGACAAAGAGGGAUGAAGGGUGACGAGGGUAUGAAAGGUGACCAAGGUUCAAUGGGCCCAAAAGGACAUAAGGGUGAACAAGGUGAACCUGGGGAGCCGGGACAGAAUGGUUUAAAAGGCUCAGCUGGACUCAACGGUGAUAAGGGCCUCCCGGGUAUUGGAAUAACUGGUCCUCCCGGGCUGUCUGGUCCUCUAGGUCGUAAGGGAGACCUUGGAUUCCCAGGACCACCAGGACCUCCAGGCCUCCAAGGCCCGAGCGGUCUCACUGGGCAACCAGGCCUACGAGGUGAAACUGGAGUACCCGGCCCACAGGGUCCGGCAGCGGAGAGGGGCUUACCAGGGCUUCCAGGAAGAGAUGGAACAAUGGGUGCACCAGGAUCACCAGGACUGCCAGGACCACAGGGUUUGCCAGGGCUACCGGGUCCACAAGGUGGCAAGGGUGAAAUCGGAAUGGGAACACCUGGAUCGAGAGGAGAAAGGGGAGAUCCAGGACCAAGCGGUGGAGAUGGAAGACCCGGCUUGGCUGGAGAACGUGGACUAUCAGGUACUCCUGGUGGUCGAGGAGGAACUGGAGACAAAGGUGACCGUGGACCGUCUGGAGAGAAAGGAGAGAAGGGUAAUGCAAUCACAGUCGUUGGACCACCUGGAUUUCGAGGAAUCAAAGGAGAGAUUGGAGACCGUGGUCAGAAAGGAAGUGAAGGAGAAAAGGGAAUAAAAGGAGAAGAAGGACCAAGGGGUGAGAAGGGACCAAAGGGAGAACAAGGUGACAAAGGCUCAGUGGGCUUCCCAGGAGCCAGAGGUCCCGAUGGACAAAAGGGAGAGCAAGGUCAAGCUGGAGAUCUGGGCAAACCGGGAAUACCGGGAAAGAACGGCAUCGAUGGAGCAAAAGGAAACUAUGGUGAUAGAGGAGAAGCGGGAACUAACGGUUUCAAAGGUGACAAAGGGGUGAAAGGUGCCUGUGGUUUAAAUGGAGACAAAGGAAGUAAGGGCGAUCCCGGAAUUCCUGGGAGAAUCGGAUUCCCUGGCAGAAAAGGAGAUCGGGGUGAUUCUGGAACCACUGGAUUCCCAGGCAUGACAGGGAAAGAAGGUCUCAUUGGACCCAAGGGUGAUCGUGGCUUCGAUGGGCUCCAGGGACAGAAAGGGGGGCGAGGAGAGAAAGGCGAGCGGGGUCUUUCUGGUAUCACUGGGCUCCCGGGUAUCCAAGGAUCCGAUGGAAUUCCCGGUCCUCCUGGGCCGCUGGGCCCCGUGGGUCCCCGAGGAUCUGAAGGGAUGCAGGGCCAAAAGGGUGAAAGAGGCCCCCCUGGCGAGAGCGUUCCAGGUCCCAGAGGAAUUCCAGGUAUCGAAGGAGAAAGAGGAGAUCCAGGUGAGAUGGGUUCCGAUGGUCCAAAGGGAGAUCAGGGAAAUCCAGGAAUGACGGAGGGCCAGAUUCGCACCUAUGUACGACAGGAAAUGAAUGAACACUGCGCCUGCGGAGGUGAGUUAUGACAACUAUUUAUACUGUGGUAUUAUCGGUGACAUGAACGAGGCAGGUCUCUAGUUGGGUGGGAUAGCCGCUUCAUAAGACUUGGCCCAGGGGUGUACCCUGAGUCACAUGGAGAGGGGUGAGAAAAACUGCUGUGAGAUCUUCCCCUCUCGAAACUGGCUCAUUAUUGACAGAGAAAGAACAGACUCUCCACGAAGAGGUGAUGAAAAGCCAAAGACUGGUAAGAAAGUUUAUUUUUCUUUUCAUUGCCCUCCAAGAUAUUUAAGGGGAUAUUAGUCCUAAGAUACUGCGAACCAGUCUUGUCCUCAAAACUUUGUUUGUUCAGGCCAAAAACAAAUUUCACCGUGUAUGAUGACUUUAGACUUUACUUUAGACUUUAGAGAUAGAGAUACAGCCUGGAAAUAGGCCCUUCAGCCCACCGAGUCCACACUGACCAGCCAUUACUCCGUACACUAACACUAUCCUACACGCUAGGGACAAUUUACAGAAGACAAACCUGUCAUCUUUUGGAAUGUGGGUGGAAACUGGAGCUCCCAGAGAAAACCCACACAGUCACAGGGAGAACGUGCAAACUCCGUACAGACAGCACUUGGGGUCAGAAUUGGGUUCCGGGUCACUGGUGCUGUAAGGCAGUAAUUCCACUGUUGCACUACUGUGCCGCCACCAGAUGUGACAUCCCACCCAUCUACCUCACGAUUACCCAUUACGGGGAUUCCUCUGCUGCUAAGUAUCUCUGGAGCCUCAGUAAUCCCUUCUCAGCCAUUCCAUUCCAGUUUUUGAGUCAUUCUGCUUUAGCUUCUCUGAGAGUUUGCUUAUUGUCUUGUGGGGUGUAUUUUUUAAUUGAUGCUGCUGAAGACUUCUGAACCAUUGUGUGAAUUACUGAGGUAUUCCAGCAUGCAUAGGGGUUGACUUCCUCUCUCCUUGGUGUGGUGCCUCUAAAACCUGAAGAGCUUUAAUGUCAAAUCCGUUUAUGGUUCCUGUAAUGUGUUUUGAUGUUUUGUUUAUCCAUGGGUUGGUAUGUGUUCACUUUAUAUUUCAAUAGUUACAUGUUUUAAAGACAUCUGUAUUUAAAAAUAUAUCAACUUUGGAUUGAUAUCAAGUGCAGAGUGAAGUUUAAACAAGAACAGCGCACAAAAUAUGUUUCAGAGUGCUUUGGUCAAUUAAAUGCUGUAAGCCAACUUUUUUAGAGAUACGUCAUGGAAACAGGUCCUACAGCCCACACUGACCAGUGAUCACCCCAUACACUAGCACCACCCUGCACAAACUCGGGACAAUUUACAAAUAACAGAAGCCAAUUAACCUACAAACCUGAAAAUCUUUGGAGUGUGGGAGGAAGCCAGAGCACCCAGAGAAAACCCACACAGUCACAGGGAGAACGUACAAACUCCAUACUGACAGCACCUGUAGUCAGGAUCGAACCCGUGUCUCUGGGCUGUAAGGAAGCAACUCUAUCGCUGCGUGACUGUGCCGCUACUAACACAAGCAAUUGGAAAUCAGAAAACAGGUUAAUGGUUACGGGAAGGUUGUAAUUGGAGAAGAAUAUACAGCUCCUCAACCCUGUUCAUCCAACUAGUUCUUGUAUCCAUCUGUGACCUCUCAGACCUUUAGUCAUGUCACCAUACCAGGCUUAUAUGAAAAUAUAUGCAACAUCAAUUGAUCGUCAUUAUUGGGUAGCAUUUCCACUCACACUUGUGUCCAUUCAAAGUCUGAUUUGAUUGAACAUGUAGUUAAUGAUAAGAUCUGUAUUAUCUGGUGUAUAAGUUGCAGGAACCAAUAGUUGACCAGAAAAUGAGCGAAUGCAGACUGCUGUGGUCGCAGAAGACAUGAAAGCACUACCAUCUCAGGGACAAUUAAAUAUGGACAUAAAAUACUUGCAUUGUUAAUGAAGCCCACAUUCUCUUAACAAGCUGAACCAAAAACUUUAGUCACAGGGUAAUUAAUCUGUGGAACAUUGUUAUAGAGGGCUGUGGAGGCCAAGGCAGAGAUAGACAAAUUCUUGAUUAGAAUGGUGUCAGGGGUUUUGGGGAGAAGGCAGGAAAAUGGGAUUAGGAGGCAGAGAUCAGCCAUGGUUGAAUGAUGGAGUCGACUUGAUGGGCUGAAUGGCUUAAUUCUAAAACUUGUGAACGAUGGCUUGUGAACGCUUGUGAAUCGAAGUUUUAAGACCAAUUUGUCAAAUAUCAACACUGCAUCCAAAGUGAAAACUCUACCUGCUGUUCUAUUUUGCUUUGCAAGCUUGGAUUUAGUUCUAAAAAACCUGGCGGAUUUUUCAUUUCUGGAAUCAGUUAAUAAUCCAUUACCCAUACCCAGCAAUCCAUCUGCAAUCUUGGCUUGGUUGUUGUGCCUCAAAGUCUGGUGAUCACAUCUAUUCUUUCAGACAAUCAUUCGUGAAAUGGUCUCUGCUGGAGGAAACAUCCACUCGAACUGAUAAUUAGGGCAGCAUCAAAUGUCGACUAAGCAACUGGUAACAUAUACACCAGAUAUUAUGGUUAAUGUGGGUGCCUUUAAAAUUGUUUGUUUGUUUCUUAUUCACGGUAUUUGAUGGAUUUUAAGUAUAUUUACUUUGAAGAUGCUCCAAUAAGGAUCAUGUUGAACUUAGCAAUAAACAAGUAGAAUGCAUAAUAACACUACAUUUGUUUGCAUUGUUGGUUGAUAGUGGAUGUCCCCUUAUUUAUUACUAACAGAAUGAACCCUUGUCCCAAUUAGUCCAUUCUGAGGCUUACAUUCCAGAAGUUUACUCCACCCUAUCUUAACUCUGUCUGCUUUCAACAUUUCUGUUCCCUUUUCUUUCAUACGCUUGUAAGAUUUUAUUUUAAAGCUUUCUAAGCAGCUUGCCACAUCGAUGUGCGGGUGGUAAGAAGGGUCUUGACCCAAAACAUCACUUAUUCCUUUCCUCCAGAGAUGCUGCAGUUUGAUUCAGCAGUUUGUAUCUAUCUCUGGUGUAAACCAGCAUCUGCAGUUCCUUCCUCUACAUUCCAAUCAUUUAGUGAAGAAAUUCCAUCUCAUUUAACCUUUAUUAGCCACAGUUUUCCUAAGCCUCUGCUUGGACCUCAUUAGCUUGAACUACCUUCUCCAGAAGGCUGAUCUUGCUUGUUCAAGAGGCCAUAGACAAAGCUUAAGCAAUACCACUACUUCACACAACAAGGCGUGGCCUGAAACAGGUCCACCCGUAAAACACCACUGUAUAAUGCACCACCAAGCUGUGGCCAGGGCUUGGAACUAACCAACACUUACACUACAGAAUGCCAUGAAACAGGAGGAUAGAUCUGACUUAAUAGCUAGAUCAAAUACAUAAACAGGGAGUGCUGGAGGAACUCAGCAAGUCUGGCAACAUAUGUGGAGGAAAUGGACAGAUGUUGCUAGAUCCACUGAGUUCCUCCAUCACUUUGUGUUUUGCUUAAAAUUCCAACAUCUGCCGUUUGUUACAUCUCCUGUAUACAUACCUACAGAAUGUAUUUGUUUAAACUAUCAUCAGUUUUUUUAGAAUCUGUGUUAUUUGAUGCUCUUUCCAUUGGUCUAAAAUCAAACACAAAUUUAAAUCUCCCAUGUAUAUCUGUGCCUCAUGGAGCCAUCGAUAAUGUCCUCCAGUCUUAUCUUCCACCAAAUACCGUUCACACUUUUGGCCACCACUGUGUGUUAAUUGUUGUUGUCUUGUCCGUGCUGCGCUUGUCCUUGCUUUGUCUAGGUCUCUCAUCAAAUCCAACAUCCUAUUUUCGUCUACACCCUGUCUUAAAGAUUUCCCAUGAGGAGGACUAUGAUGAUUCUAAUGGGAAGGAACUCAGAGUGGUGGUAAAUGGCAAUGACCCAGACUAUGAACACUUCUACACCGUAGGAAGCUAUGAUGCACCAACAGAAGACUAUGGGCUGGAGCAGUUCCCAAGCUCGGAAAUGAUGCGCGAUAAAGUAGACGCCACAGACCCGCCCAUCCAGGAAAGAUUUAGAAGAGAAGCCUCCGUACAAGACCCUUGCCUGUUUCCCCUGGACGAGGGAAACUGUUCCAGGUACACCCUGCGGUGGUACUACCACAGAAGAAGUGGCCAGUGCCGACCCUUCAUCUAUGGUGGCUGCAACGGCAACACCAAUCGGUUCCACACACCAGAGGACUGCGAGCUCACCUGCAGGAACGAGAAAGAGCCAACUAAGGAGGACAGAACCUGAGUACAACAGGAAGAGGAGAGAACAAUUUAAUUUUUAACCUUGAGGACUUGGGGAGAUGGGGCGGGGAAGGGGUGGUUGACUUUUGUAAUUAUUGAGUUUGGCAAUGGUUUUUUACAAAAAGAUGGUGCUAUAUAUUUUCCCAGUUAAAAUGAAGUCUUUAUGAAUAUUUUUUGAACAAACAAAUCAAAUGCUGUUUUAGUGGUCAUACUUGUCACAGUUCAGUGCUGCUUUGUUAAAAGCCAGCAGAUACCAACACAUAAAUAUCUUGCAGUCAGGUUUACAGUUUGAAGCUUUUGGUGAUAAUGUCUGAUCUCUCAAAGAAAUAAGCACUUCAAAUGUAUGUAUUUUUGUCAGUUGGAAUUCCUGCGCUAACAUUUCAGCAGUAGGGCAUUAGGCAGUUUGGUGGGUUUGAGAGGGAAGAUCAAAGAUUUAGAUCAGGGCAUCUGCCACGAUUGUAAGGCAAAGUGGACUUGUUGGGUCGAAUGGCCUAUUUCUGCUCCUAUGUCUUAUGGCUUAAUUCUGAUAUUAAACCAACCCAAUGAAGCUAGGACUCAUCACAUUCCACUGUACUAUUUUUACCAAAGUGUUCUUGCCUUAGAGUUGGGUAUGUAAAGGAAUAAUUUGGGAAGACUAAAAAAGAAAACUCAGGUAAAGAGUAAACACUAACACAGUCAUGAUGGGCCAAUUGGACCUUCAUUUGUGGAUUGUCUACUUAUUUUAUACACUCAGAGUCACCUUUACCAUAUUGCGCAGAAUCCCACUGGACUAAUAGUCACAGACAUUCCUUUUCUUCUGGCACAAUAAGGGUUCCAUCUGAUUAGACACCCAACCAUCAUGAAAGGGAACUAAACAUUAGGUAAAGCUUCUAUGAAACCUAUGGGAUAUAUUAUGUAAUAUUUAAAAAAUAAUUGUAGAACGUGUAACUUUCAACCACUCCACUGAAACCGUCAAGGGGGAGAAAACACUCAAAUGGUGCUAUUUUAAUCUAAAGAUUUCUGUAUAUCAGCUUUCUACUUAUAUCAUUAUUUAUUGUGCAGGAUGAAAAUGCUUGCAGGAUAUGAAGGAAAUUGCCACCGGAAAGAAUACUGAUUAUUCCACCACACUUUUAACCCAGUUUAUUCCCCCAGGCAUCCAACGCCAGUAUUGUUAAAGGAAGACCGACUGCAGAAUUUGGUUCACAAAAAUAAAUUAGUUUUUAAUGGUGAAGCCUUCUCCUGAGACCUUGUCCCUGGACGAUGCUUCAGACUCGAGGAAACUUCCUGUGAACUGCUCUCAAAACCCUGUUGACUGAUUGACGGGGCUACCUUAUCCUCACUCCGUCUCCACCCUAGAACAUCACUCCAUUUAUAUAAUGUGGAUGCUGUACAAACAUUGACUGAAAGGACCAUUUGUCCAUUAACAAGUGCCCAACAUAUUUGGAUGUAGAGCAUAUCUAGGUAUGUUCUGAGACCCAGGCCACGUGCUUGAGUGACUAGCAAGUGAAGUCAAUCCAUCCUAAUCAAAUGAUUUAUGUAAAACGUUAAGAGGAUGGUUUUAUUUCAUUGUAAGUUUCUUUUCUCCUGGUCUCCUCUGACCACUGACACAACUGAGCAAGACAAAUCACCCUGUAGCAUUAACUUUCUAGUCCAACCUCACUUCCUCCCACCCUCUUACCAUCCAUCCUCCAUCAACCUUCCCAUUUUCUUUGGUGCUGAGAUUAUUGCUCUGACGUUCCUGUAUUCGUCUAUUUCCCUAACUUGUUAAUGCUCAAGGCAUAUACUGCCUCUUUCUUGACCUUGCAGUGGUGAAACCAAGACCCUCACCCUACUAUUAAUUGAUGUAGUCAAAGGUACCAAGAACAGAGUCUCCCUGACCAUGGUCUCUAACGGUGAACUUAUCAAUGUUUCCACCUCUUCUGCUACCCUAUUCAGUCCAAGUUUGAUACAAUAAAUCUUAAACCUUACCUGCCUACCACCUUUCACAUCAAGAUCACAUCCAGUGCUUAGAACCUCGUCCAUUUAGGCUGGCUUCUUAGCACCUUAAUUAGUUCUCAAAAGUUUACAGUCCUUCCCUUUAAGAUGCUUUUUCGGGACAGUGUGAAAUUAGAAGGAUGGAGUUAGUGUGCAUUAACAACAGAAUAAUCUUUGGGGCUCAAGAUUCCUCAAGAUAUUUAGAGCAUUUUUCUGAUGCAGACAGUAUUCCUUUAAAAAAUCCACCUCCAGGUUCUACAGAAAUGUUAACCAGCUUCUGUUUACUUACUGAGUGUGUAUGUGUGUGUAUAUAUUAUAGAAAUAUAUAUUAUAAAAUCCAACCACAAACCAAACUUGAUGAAUUAAAGACUGCAUACCUCUAUAA